Molecule: messenger RNA, 3656 nt
Organism: Eutrema salsugineum
Lineage: Eukaryota; Viridiplantae; Streptophyta; Magnoliopsida; Brassicales; Brassicaceae
Product: RNA-dependent RNA polymerase 2
Exons: 4
Coding region: 114-3488 (1124 amino acids)
Biological process (GO): siRNA processing
Cellular component (GO): nuclear RNA-directed RNA polymerase complex
Molecular function (GO): RNA-directed RNA polymerase activity
Source: RefSeq, a predicted model, not a curated record
CUUUUUUCGAAAAGAAGCAAACUUUCUUCUGAUUCUCUGUUCACUCUUUUCUUAAGAUCGUCUUUUUUCUCCACACUUCACUCUCUCUGUAUUCUCUGCUCUUCCCGUAAACCAUGGUGUCGGAAACGACGCGAUCGACUGUCAAAAUCACCAAUGUCCCUCAAACCAUAGUCGCCGACGAACUCCUCCGCUUCCUCGAGCUCCACCUCGGCGAAGACACCGUAUUCGCCCUCGAAAUCCCAACGUCUCGCGAAAAUUGGAAGCCACGAGACUUCGCGCGCGUGCAAUUCACUUCCCUCGAGGUCAAGUCUCGCGCCCAUCUUCUCUCUUCUCAGAGCAAGCUCCUCUUCAAGUCUCGUAACCUAAGAAUCUCAGAAGCCUACGACGACAUCAUCCCUCGCCCUGUCGAUCCCAGGAAGAUGCUAGACGGCGUCGUUUUGACUGUUGGGUUUCCCGAAGCCGACGAAGGAAGGUUUUGUGCCCUAGAAAAAUGGGAAGGCGUGAGGUGUUGGGUUAUAGAGGAGAAGAGGAGAGUGGAGUUUUGGGUUUGUGAUGGUGGAGAGUGUUACAAGCUCGAAGUUAGGUUUGAGGAUAUCGUUGAAACUGUUGGAUGCUGCUUCAAUGGCGCCUCUGAGAUUAAUGCAUUUUUUCUUAGGCUGAAAUAUGGACCAAAGAUAUAUAAAAAAGUAUCAGGACCUCAUAUAGCCACAAAGUUCAAAUCUGAUCGGUACCGUUUCUGCAAGGAGGAUUUUGAUUUUAUGUGGAUUCGCUCAACUGAUUUCUCCGGUUUAAAAUCAAUCGGUACAUCCAAUUGCUUUUGUUUAGAAGUCAACAACGGCUCAACGACGUUAGACAUUUUCUCAAGCUUCCCUUACUUCAGAGAAGACACUUUGAGUCUAACCUCUGUGGAUGGGAAGACCUUUGCCUCUGCAAAUCAAAUUGUUCCCCUCUUGAAUACCUUUGAUCUGGGUUUAGAGCCUCCAUAUGAGAUCCUUUUCCAACUCAACUCGCUGGUUCACGCGCAGAAAAUUACUCUUUUUGCCGCUUCAAAUAUGGAACUGAUCAACGUCCUUCGUGGUUUGAGCUUGGAAACCGCAUUGGUGAUUCUCAAGAAACUGCACCAGCAAAGCUCUAUGUGUUAUGAUCCUUUGUCAUUUGUCAAGGCUCAGUUGCAAUUCGUGGUUAAGAAGAUGGCUCAUUCCCCUGCAUCAGCCUAUAAAAGAUUGACCGAGCAGAACAUAAUGAGUUGUCAGAGAGCCUACGUCACACCCUCCAAGAUUUAUCUUUUGGGUCCAGAGCUUGAGACUGCCAACUACGUUGUCAAGAACUUUGCAGAGCAUGCCUCAGAUUUCAUGAGAGUUACUUUUGUGGAAGAAGAUUGGAGCAAGCUUCCAGCGAAUGCUCUUUCUGUGAACUCUAAAGAAGGCUAUUUUUUGAAACCCUUUAGGACCAAAAUUUAUCACAGGGUGUUGACAAUCCUUGGAGAAGGGAUCACCGUUGGGCCUAAAAGGUUUGAGUUCUUGGCUUUUUCAGCGAGCCAGCUGCGAGGAAACUCGGUCUGGAUGUUUGCUUCUAACGAAAAGGUAAAAGCGGAAAACGUAAGAGAAUGGAUGGGUUGUUUCCGUAAGAUCCGAAGCAUUUCCAAAUGUGCUGCUAGGAUGGGUCAGUUGUUCAGUGCUUCACGGCAGACACUUACUGUCCGUCCGCAAGAUGUGGAGCAGAUCCCUGACAUUGAAGUGACUACUGAUGGUGCUGAUUACUGCUUCUCGGAUGGCAUAGGGAAGAUUUCAUUGGCAUUUGCUAAGCAAGUUGCACAGAAGUGUGGACUGAGUCAUAUCCCUUCAGCAUUUCAAAUCCGAUUUGGUGGCUACAAAGGUGUGAUUGCCGUUGACCGCAGUUCCUUCAGGAAGUUGUCUCUGCGUGAUAGUAUGCUAAAGUUUGAGUCCAACAACAGGAUGCUUAACGUGACCAGGUGGACAGAAUCAAUGCCUUGCUUCUUGAACCGUGAAAUCAUCUGCCUUUUGUCGACGCUCGGAAUAGAAGAUGCAGUCUUUGAGGCGAUGCAAAGAGGGCAUCUAUCUAUGCUGGGGAAUAUGCUUGAAGACCGCGAUGCAGCACUUAACGUUCUGCAGAAACUGAGCGGGGAAGGUUCCAAGAAUCUGCUAGUUAAGAUGCUGCUACUAGGAUAUGCACCGAGUUCAGAGCCUUACCUCUUAAUGAUGCUCCGUGUACACCACGAGAGCCAGCUUUCUGAACUAAAAAGUAGGUGUAGGAUACUUGUACCGAAAGGACGGAUCUUGAUCGGUUGCAUGGAUGAGAUGGGUAUCUUGGAGUAUGGCCAAGUGUACGUUCGUGUGACCCUGACCAAAGCAGAACUGGAAUCCCGCGAACAGGGCUACUUCCACAAGAUUGAUGAGGAAACAUCUGUGGUGAUUGGGAAAGUAGUCGUGACGAAAAACCCAUGUCUUCACCCUGGAGACAUCAGAGUUCUUGAUGCAAUUUAUGAGAUCAGUUUUGAACAAAAGGGAUUUCUUGAUUGCAUCGUAUUUCCUCAGAAGGGAGAAAGGCCACAUCCAAAUGAAUGUUCUGGUGGUGAUCUUGAUGGAGACCAGUUUUUUGUUAGCUGGGAUGAGAAGCUUAUACCGAGCCAAAUGGACCCUCCAAUGGACUACGCUGGAAGCAGACCUCGCAUAAUGGAUCAUGAUGUCACCUUAGAGGAAAUCCACAAAUUCUUUGUUGAUUAUAUGAUAAGUGACACGCUUGGGGUGAUCUCAACUGCACAUUUGAUUCACGCAGACCGUGACCCUGAAAAAGCCCGGAGCCAGAAAUGUCUUGAGCUAGCAAAUCUUCACUCCAGGGCUGUUGAUUUUGCCAAAACCGGAGCUCCAGCUGAGAUGCCUUAUGCCUUAAAGCCCAGAGAGUUCCCUGAUUUCCUGGAACGAUUCGAGAAACCAAUGUACAUCUCUGAGUCUGUCUUUGGGAAACUUUACCGUGCUGUGAAAAGGUCUUUAGCACAGAGAAAGCCAGAAGAAGCUGAGAGCGAGGUCACGAUGGCUUAUGAUUCGACACUUGAGGAAGCUGGCUUUGAGAGCUUCAUAGAGACAGCGAAAGCUCACAGAGACAUGUAUGCUGAGAAAUUAAGCUCGUUGAUGAACUACUAUGGAGCUGCUAACGAAGAAGAGAUUCUCACGGGUAUUUUGAGAACCAAGGAGAUGUAUCUGCAGAGAGAUAACCGAAGGUAUGGUGAUAUGAAGGAUAGGAUUACGUUGUCUGUGAAGGAUUUGCAGAGAGAGGCCAUGGGAUGGUUCGACAAGAGCUGCAAGGAGGAGCAACAGCGGAAGAAGCUAGCAUCGGCUUGGUACUAUGUAACAUACAACCCAAGCCAUCGCGAUGAGAAGCCGAAGUUCUUGAGCUUUCCGUGGAUCGUAGGCGACGUUUUGCUUGGGAUAAAGGCUGAAAAUGCAGAGAGAGAGAGACAGGGUGAAUGAUGAUAGUGCAAAGAGCAACAAGUGGACUUGUAUUUAUUCGAUUAGUCUAUCAUUUGUAGGUGUAGUAUAAGAUUGGCUGAGUUAAAGACGAUAGAUCACUGAAUGAUCACUUAAUGAAGUUUAUAUGACCCUAGUUAUAUUAUAUGUGCUUGAGAAAUUUUACAGGAA